UCGUCACUCGUUACUCGUCGGAGAGAUCGAGAGGGAAGGAGACCGCGGAGGACCGCCCUCGGAAUGUGGAAGCUCGUGCGAGUGGCCUGGAGCUUGCGUCAGGUGCGGUCGGCGUCGGUGUCGAUCCGCGGCCCCUGCAUCGUUAGCAAGCGGGGCACCGACAUACUCCACGAUCCAUGGUUCAAUAAGGAUACUGCUUUUCCUUUGACUGAAAGAGAUCGUCUCGGGCUUCGUGGUCUCCUUCCUCCUCGUGUUAUAUCAUUUGAGCAACAACAUCAGCGUUUUAUGGACUCAUAUCGGUCAUUGGAGCAUAAUACCAAAGGUGAAAAGGAAACUACUGUAUCUCUAGCAAAGUGGCGAAUACUGAAUAGACUACAUGAUAGAAAUGAGACACUAUACUACAAGGUUCUCAUUGACAACAUAAAGGAGUUUGCUCCAAUUGUUUAUACUCCAACUGUUGGUUUGAUCUGUGAAAACUAUGGAGGCUUGUAUAGACGGCCACGUGGCAUGUAUUUCAGUGCAAAAGACCAAGGAGAGAUGAUGUCCAUGAUUCAUAAUUGGCCCUCUAAACAGGUAGACAUGAUAGUAGUGACAGAUGGGAGUCGGAUUCUUGGUCUUGGGGAUCUUGGAAUUCAGGGUAUUGGAAUUCCUAUAGGAAAACUUGACAUUUAUGUUGCAGCUGCAGGAAUCAAUCCACAGAGGAUUCUACCUAUUAUGCUGGAUGUUGGGACCAACAAUCAGAAGCUUCUUGAAGAUAAUCUUUAUUUAGGAUUACGACAAUCAAGGCUGGAAGGAGAUGAGUAUUUGGCUAUUGUUGACGAAUUUAUGGAAGCAGCAUUUGCACGCUGGCCGAAGGCAGUAAUUCAGUUUGAAGAUUUCCAAAUGAAGUGGGCUUUUGAAACUCUUCAGCGAUAUCGUGAAAAUUUUUGCAUGUUCAAUGAUGAUAUACAGGGAACUGCUGGUGUUGCACUAGCUGGGUUGCUUGGUUCUGUGAGAGCACAAGGGAGAUCUCUAAAUGAUUUCAUGAAGCAGAAGAUUGUUGUGGUAGGAGCUGGAAGUGCAGGAAUAGGUGUGCUCAACAUGGCUAAAAAGGCUAUUUCUAGAAUGUGUGGAAGCAAUGAAUCUUUUGAGGGAAAUCAAUUCUGGCUGAUUGACAAAGAUGGUCUUAUUACAAAGGAGAGGAAAGACAUUGACCCUGCAGCUGCUCCAUUUGCUUGUGGCUAUGGUUCAGAGGAAGUCAAAGGACUUAAAGAGGGUGCUAGUCUGCUAGAAGUAGUAAAAAAAGUGAAGCCCCAUGUGCUUCUAGGAUUGUCGGGAGUUGGCGGUAUCUUCAAUAAGGAGGUGCUUAGGGCCAUGAAGCACUCUGAUUCCUGUCGCCCUGCAAUAUUUGCUAUGUCAAAUCCCACAAAGAAUGCUGAGUGCACUCCUAAGGAUGCAUUCAAAUAUGCUGGCGAAAACAUAAUUUUUGCUAGUGGAAGCCCUUUUGAAAAUGUAGAUUUAGGAAAUGGGAAAGUAGGUUAUGUCAACCAAGCAAACAACAUGUAUCUGUUCCCUGGGAUUGGAUUAGGAGCUCUUCUUUCUGGUGCUAAACACAUUUCUGAUGGAAUGCUUCAAGCAGCAGCUGAAUGCUUAGCAUCAUACAUCACUGAUGAAGAUAUUAAAAAAGGAGUCAUCUUCCCUUCUAUUUCUAGUAUCAGGCAUAUUACAAUUCAAGUUGGGGCAGCUGUUGUACAUGCAGCUGUCGCUGAUGAUCUUGCUGAAGGACAUGGCGACGUGGAUAUAAAACAGCUUUCUCACAUGUCAAAGGAGGAAAUUAUGGAGUACGUUGCUCGAAAUAUGUGGUACCCUAUUUAUAGUCCUCUCGUUCACGAUUGAUAAGACAAUGCUAUAUAAAAAAAGUCCAUAUUGUGAACAGAUGAGUUCAUUAUUAUUCGCCUUUCAUUCUUUUUCUGGCCGUGGGUAAAAUUUCAGAGGAAUUUGGUCACUAUAUGGAAAAAUGUUCCAAAUAUAACAAUUUUGGUGGUGCUUCAU
Messenger RNA from Zingiber officinale, 2031 nucleotides. RefSeq names its product NAD-dependent malic enzyme 59 kDa isoform, mitochondrial-like. Gene Ontology annotation, cellular component: mitochondrion. Lineage: Eukaryota; Viridiplantae; Streptophyta; Magnoliopsida; Zingiberales; Zingiberaceae. Gene Ontology annotation, molecular function: NAD binding; malate dehydrogenase (decarboxylating) (NAD+) activity. Gene Ontology annotation, biological process: malate metabolic process; pyruvate metabolic process. Bases 64 to 1875 code for a protein of 603 amino acids. The transcript has 19 exons. The record is from RefSeq and is a predicted model, not a curated record.